Messenger RNA from Racocetra persica, 1420 nucleotides. The record is from the annotation of a GenBank genome assembly. Lineage: Eukaryota; Fungi; Glomeromycota; Glomeromycetes; Diversisporales; Gigasporaceae.
UAUCCUGAUCGUGCUAUAGGUGUAAGGGCAAGGCCAGAGCUUAAGGGUCCUCGAGGCUUUCCAAUUAUCGGAAAUUUUAUUUCAUUGAUAAGAAGUAAAGGAUAUAUUUAUUAUGUUCUUGAUCUGAUCGACAAGUAUGGUCCUGUCUUUACGUUUACUCUUCCAAAAAAAGGCCGAUUUAUUAUGAUUAAUGAUCCACAAUUAUUAGAACAUAUGCUCAAAACGAACUUUGAAUGCUUUGAAAAAGGUGACAUUUUAUAUGAAUUAAUGUAUGACCUAUUCGGCGAUGGAAUAUUUGCUGUUGAUGGACCUAAGUGGAAAUUUCAAAGAAAAUUAUUAAGUCACUUAUUUCAAGAAAGACAUUUCGAAGACCUUAUAUCUAUAAGUAUGAUAGAAAAGUCUAGAAUUGUAUUAAACAUUUUACAGAAAUGUGCCGAUAGCGGAAAACCAAUCGAUUUACAAGAUUUGUUUUAUAGAUUCACCCUGGAUACUUUAGGGGACGUCUUCUUCAGUGUAGACUUUGGUUGUUUAACCUCCCCUGAAAAACCAGUUCAGUUUGCCAUUGAUUUUGAUAAUGUUCAAAGAACUAUAGAUUGGCGAUGGGAACAACCUUUAUGGAAAUAUAUUGAAUUGUAUAGCGAAAGAGGCAGACAAACACGUAAAACUUGCAAAAAUAUGGAUAAUUAUAUACAUCAUAUAAUAAAUAAUCAUAGAACAGAAAUUGAAGUUGGAAAAAAAACAAAUGAUUUUUUAACCUUGUUUAUUAAUGCUGUUAAUGAAGAUGGAAAGAAACUUAGUGAUAAAGAAUUAAAAGACAUCAUUUUGAAUCUCAUUAUUGCUGGUCGGGAUACUACGGCACAAGCACUGUCUUGGAUGAUGUAUUCUAUAAUGACAGAGCCAUCUGUUGAAGAUUCUUUAUUAAAAGAAAUCAAUUCUAUUCUUUCGCCAGAAACUCCAACUCCAUCAUAUAAUGAUGUCAAACGAUUUAAAUAUACAAACGCAACAUUUUAUGAAACCUUGCGAUUAUAUCCUAGUGUUCCAAAAAAUGGCAAGAUUUGUGUUAAAGAUAACAUCCUACCAAAUGGCAUUCCUGUAUGUGCCAACGAAUUUGUAGUAUAUGUUCCUUGGGCGUUGGGAAGAGAUAAAAAGAUCUGGGGUGAAGAUGCAAAAGUCUUUAAACCUGAAAGAUUUUUAAGAUCUGAAGAUAUGUCGAAACCAAAUCAAUUUAAAUUUAUUGCGUUUCAUGCUGGACCUAGAACCUGUUUGGGGCAACAUUUCGCAACCGUUGAAGCAAUAAUUCUUGUGACGAUGAUGCUAAGAGAAUUUAAGUUUGAACUAGUUCCUGGCCAAAAAUCUCCACCAGAAUUUCAAAAGUCUAUCACAUUGCCUAUGAAAGAACCUUUGAUGACUAAAGUGUCGC